This is a messenger RNA of Chanos chanos (milkfish), 2963 nucleotides long. Its product is annotated as inhibin beta B chain. The coding region runs from base 376 to 1530 and encodes 384 amino acids. The transcript is spliced from 2 exons. Gene Ontology annotation, molecular function: cytokine activity; growth factor activity. Lineage: Eukaryota; Metazoa; Chordata; Actinopteri; Gonorynchiformes; Chanidae. Gene Ontology annotation, cellular component: extracellular region. The record is from RefSeq and is a predicted model, not a curated record.
AUUCGGAUAAUUGCUCCUCUUUUCGCUUCAUAUGCAUACGCCUGUAUAGGUGUGUGAUUGUGGAUCACUAUGUGUGUUUACGUGUAUGUAUGUUUGUGUAGCUUCCUAGAUGCGUUCAUUGGUGCGUUCCUUUGCUAUGUCACAACUUUUGCUGGAUUACCCCACUUUUUCCCCGCAUCAGGAGCUCAAGUGCAACUCAUUGUCUCUCACGGUCUGUCCCCGUCAGCGCAGCGACAUCAGCAGCAUCCUUAAAGAAGUUCUUACUCUUCUGCUGUCUACAUAAGGAGCAUUUGCCCUGUGACCGUCAAGGAGAAACGACAGAAACAUUUAGGCUCUUGAUACCGCUGUCUGUAUAAUCGCUCGUUUGCCGUCAGGAUGUGGGUGUGUAACAGCACUGUCCCUCGCACUUUGCUGUCUUCAGUACUCUCAACUUUCCUGUUGCUGAGUACACUGAUGCUUGAGAUGGUUGGAGCCGCGGCCACUGCUGGAUCCCCCGCUGGCUGCGUUACGUGCGGGAUGCCCGUAAUGGACAAACAUUCAGAGGAGUUCUUGAUUGAAAUCGCGAAGCAACAGAUUCUGAACAAACUGCACCUCAAGGAGAGACCGAACAUCACGCAAAUUGUUCCCCGAGCGGCACUAAUGACUGCGCUCCGGAAGCUGCACGCGGGUCGGGUUAGGCAGGACGGCACGCUGGAACUGGAGAACAACCUCCCGAGCGCGCGUUCCAGAGAUCAAGCAUAUGAAGUAGUCAGUUUCGCAGAUGUGGAUGAUGUAGAUUCCAGUGGGAUCGACCCCAGCCUGUCCUUCCAGUUUCUGCAGGAAAGGGGACACAGUGUGCAGGUGCUUCAGUCUUCCCUCUGGCUUUAUGUGCGGCCAGCCAACCCACCACACCGUGUAGCUGCCCGGAUUUACCUGUCUGGGGCAGGCAGGACCAACCGCACUCUGCUCCUCCAGAAGAUACUGGAAGUGCAGAAGGGCAGCUGGCAUACCUUUCCCGUCACCAGUGCCCUGCAGGCUUUCUUGGAUGGUGGGCAGCGUCGCCUGCGGCUGGAGGUUCGUUGUGAUGAGGGGAGCCAGAACCUGUGCAGCCAGGGAAGCCACUCGCAGGAUAGUUCCCACCAGCCGUUCCUGGUGGCACAGGUGCGUCUGCGUGAUGACAGUGGGACACAUUCCCUGAGCAAGCGCUCCCUGCGCUGUGGGGAGGAUGUGAGUGUCUGCUGCAAGAAGGACUUCUACAUCAAGUUCCGUGACAUACAGUGGCAGGACUGGAUCAUCGCACCCGAGGGGUACCACAUGAAUUACUGUAUGGGCCAGUGCCCACAGCAUCUGGCAGGCUCUCCAGGUAUCGCUUCAUCCUUCCAUGCCACCGUGUUCAGCCAGCUAAAGGCCAACGGGAUCCACACAGCUGUGUCUUCUUGCUGCGUGCCUAUUCAGCGCCGGCCGCUCUCCAUGGUUUACUUCAACUCCCAGCACAGCAUUGUGAAGACAGAUGUCCCCGAUAUGAUUGUGGAGUCCUGUGGGUGCACAUAGAAAUCAGAUCAGGUCAAAGAUAUGGACAUUAGCACACCAUAAAAAAGAACUGCCACAGUUUUCUCAGUGUACAAGAUAAAACAUGUUAGAGAUUCAUAACAUGCUGUAGAGACAGACAGACAGAUAGACAGACACAUACACACACACACACACACACAUACACACACACACAGACACACACACACACACACAUAUCUACACUCAUGCAAAUACCUUCACUUACCUAGGUUGGUACUAUUGUCUGAUUAUACGAGGUGUCAUGAGGAGUGGCAAUAACAAGAGCACAUAACAAGAGCAGUAACAUAGUUACUGAAGGGACAGUUAGUAAUUUUGUGAGACUAUAAAUCUGGGUCAUGACUUACUGGGCAGAAAGAACACAGCAUUUCAUAUCAGAUUCAUCAAGAUACCACAGUCCUGCAAGGUAGGACAGUUUUUGACAUUUGGUGACUUCAAGGGUUUGGAGGGGAGGGUAGAAGAAGGAGAAACAUUCAAACAGAAAUUCAGCUAAUGUCAUAAUCAACAGAUGUUUUAAUCAGUGGGUACAGAUGCUUUAAUUCUUAAAUUCUACCAUCCAAAAAUCUGUCACCUUCUUGGACAAUCUUGAAUGAUGCAUAAAAAACUUACUGAAGUUAUAUAGAAGUUAUUAAUUUAAAAUGAAAGAGAAACACUCACAGUGGCUGCCGCUUGACUUCCUGUGCUGUGGUCAUCAGUUAUUUUUGGCAGUUGUUGGGUUUUUUUUUUAGAUGCUUUAAUGUCUCCGAGACCAAACAAAUAUGAAAAUUCAUACAUGUAUAAGAUGCAGUCAUAAAGCUUUUAUUUAAUUUUUUAUUUCAUAUGCAUUUCAAAUUGCCUUAUUGGCUUCCCCAUGGUUGGUCAGGGAACAAAGUUUAAGUUUAUACUACACAUAUUGCUUAUUGCUUACUGCUGGACAGACAGGGUCAGACCCUUCUACAAAAGGCCAGUAUGUGAUGAGCCAUUGUGUUUCUAAACAUCAGGGAAACAUACACAGUUUGUUCAGCUCACAGGUUCAGUAGAAACAUAUAGUUUGAGCAGAGCUAGACUUGUAGAGCAAUUACCACUUUUUUGAAACUGGAUCAAAAUAGCCUGGCAUGACACCUCAAAGCUCAGAUUAAAACCACUGUGGGAACUGAAUGAUGAAAAUUCAUCCACUUUUGCACUGUAGUGUUUGUUCAGAUAACUGCUUAGGCAACUGGGCUGUGUCGGCAUAGAGUCUUACCCAAUGACAUGGGUAAACAUUUAGACAUUGCCUCAGUGUAAGCAAAAGUGAAGGUCUGCAAAGGCAUACCGGUCAACGGCCACCUGUCACAGAGCGCGCUGCUGUCUGCACACUGCACACAUUAUCUUCCCACUGAUGUAACUCCUCAUGCACCAUCACAAAGCCUGGGAUAAGACAGCUUUCUGCUAUAGCUGUC